Molecule: messenger RNA, 993 nt
Organism: Branchiostoma belcheri (Belcher's lancelet)
Lineage: Eukaryota; Metazoa; Chordata; Leptocardii; Amphioxiformes; Branchiostomatidae
Product: leucine-rich repeat and IQ domain-containing protein 4-like
Exons: 2
Coding region: 1-993 (330 amino acids)
Molecular function (GO): protein binding
Source: RefSeq, a predicted model, not a curated record
AUGGCGGCAGGUCAAAACCUCCAGGUUAAGCGGACCGAUGACAGUCACCUUGUACUUGACCUGAGUAACCGGGGUCUGACGUCCAUCCCGGAGGAGGUGUUUAAUAUGCCUUACCUUGAGGUUCUAGACGUGUCCAACAACGAACUCACCAGCAUCCCGGAAGCGAUCGGCCGUCUGCAGAAACUUUACCGUUUGGAUGCUCACGGCAACAAGCUGACAAGUUUGCCACAGACGAUCGGGUCCUUGCAGAAAUUGACACACCUGUACAUUUAUGAUAAUCAGCUGACAGAGGUUCCAGCAGAGGUUUGUUCUCUGUCCAACCUUGAGGUGUUGAGUAUCAAAAGCAACAAGCUUUCCACCUUACCUCCUGGUGUGGAAAAGCUGCAGAAAUUGAGAGAACUGUUCAUUCAAGGUAAUAAGCUGACAGAGGUUCCAGCAGGAGUUUGUUCUCUGUCCAACCUUGAGGUGUUAAGUGUCGGUCAGAACAAUAUCCAACAUCUCCCUGAUGACGUCAGACGACUCACCAGGCUGAAGACUCUCGGAGUCACAAACUGUAAGUUUAAAGAGUUCCCCAGUCAAGUGCUGCAGCUGAAGACACUGGAGAAACUGUAUGCUGAUGACUGCAAGUUCAACACUGUCCCAGAUGAAUGGGGAGAAUUACAAAACCUGUGGCUCUUGUCAUUGGAAGAUAACCUCCUGAGAACCCUGCCGAGCACCAUGAGUCGCCUGCACAACCUACGGGAGGUCUACCUAAGGAACAACAGGUUCAACACAUUCCCAGACGUUCUGUGUGAACUGCCUGCCAUGGAGAAACUGGACAUGAGGAGAAACAGAAUCACCAGGCUCCCAACCGCCCUUCACCGAGCAGACAAGCUGCGUCCGGGGGGCUUGGGUGUUUCUGAAAACCCCCUGAAAUACCCUCCACAGGAUGUGUGUGAACAAGGGACUGGUGCCAUCAUGGACUUCUUGAAAGUUGAGGCUGAGAAAGGUUAG